AGCAGCGGCGGGACCUCUGAGCUCCUUAAACUGUCUCAGCUUUUCUCGUGGAGGCUGCUUCUCCACGACCUCCGAGCAGAAGAGGGGCCGGCAUUUAGGUCAAAGACCUUGGGGUUCCGAGUCCCUCCUUCUUCCCGUCCUGUGAAGGCGUGACCCAUUUCAGCUGUCUGUAAAGUGGGGCCAUUAGUCCCUGCCUCGUGGUGGGAAAACUGGGAGGCUGAACCAGGAGCCCGCCGCUCCCACCCCGCCUCGGGAGCAUCUCUCUCCGCAGACUGUUUCCUGGCGAGGUGCGCCUUCGUUCUUUUCCGCCCUUUGGAACAUAGAGCGGCCCCUUGGCCUCCGGUUCCGCGCUUCCCGCGGUUGGAGGCGUGCCCGGAAGUGCCCCUAAAGCAGCCAGCCGGGCCGCGGACGCUUCGCUAUGGCGACGGCGGGGGCUCCGCGGCGCUUCUGCCGCUGCGCCUGUUUCUACACGGAGAACCUGUACGCGGCGCGCUAUGGAUUGCACGUGCGCUUUCGGGGCGAGCAGCAGCUGCGCCGGGACUACGGCCCGAUCCUGCGCAGUCGAGGCUGUGUCAGCACCAAGGACUUCCAGCAGCUGUUAGCAGAGCUUGAGCAGGAGGUGGAGCGGCGGCGGCGGCUGGGGCUGGAGUCAGCCACUAGGAAAGCCCUCAUUGCAAGUUCCUACCGCCUGGCACGGCCUGAGGUGUACGACUCACUGCAGGAUGCAGCUCUGGCUCCUGAGUUUCUGGCUGUGGCUGAGUACAGUGCAUCCCCCGGCGCAGACCUCAAGGGCCUUCUCCAGCGUCUGGAGACAGUAUCUGAGGAGAAGCGCAUCUACCGGGUGCCAGUGUUCUCAGCGCCCUUCUGCCAGGCCCUGCUGGAGGAGCUGGAGCACUUCGAGCAGUCUGACAUGCCCAAGGGGAGGCCCAACACCAUGAACAACUAUGGGGUGCUGCUGCACGAGCUUGGGCUGGACGAGCCGCUGGUGACCCCACUUCGGGAGCGCUUCCUGCAGCCGCUGAUGGCCCUGCUGUACCCCGACUGUGGAGGGGGCCAGCUCGACAGCCACCGGGCUUUUGUGGUCAAAUACGCACUGGGCCAGGAUCUGGAGCUAGGCUGCCACUAUGAUAAUGCUGAGCUCACUCUCAAUGUGGCCCUGGGCAAGGUCUUCACAGGGGGCACCCUGUAUUUCGGGGGCUUCUUCCAGGCACCCACAGCCCUGACGGAGCCCCUGGAGGUUGAGCACGUGGUAGGCCAGGGCAUCCUGCACCGGGGCGGCCAGCUGCAUGGGGCCCGGCCCUUGGCCACUGGUGAGCGCUGGAACCUUGUCAUCUGGCUCCGCGCAUCUUCUGUGCGCAACCGCCUCUGUCCCAUGUGCUGCCGUAAGCCUGAUCUGGUGGACGACGAGGGCUUCGGUGAUGGCUUCACCCGAGAGGAGCCUGCCACAGUGGAUGUGUGUGCACUCACCUGAGCCUACUUGGACCCAGUGUGGGGGUGGCAGGGCAGGUGAGGGCUCCGUCACCUUGGGCUGGUGGCAGAAAUUAACUCCCUGCAGCCUACUGCACUUCUUGGCCCAAGGCUGUGCCAGAUUCUGGGUUAUCCUCUGGGCAAACAGGCUGCUUUAGUUCAGGUUUGUUGGAAGCGGAGUCUGGAAUGAGGCUUCAGCAAGGGAGUGAGGAAAGCAGGGGAGGGCAGGGAGCAGGUGGGCAAGGAAGUGGCUUCAGAGGAAGUCCAGCCUCAGCUGGGCCCUCGGGGAGCUUCAGGCAGAGCCCACAGUUCUGCAGUGUACCCACAGCAUUGGUUAGUGGCUCCUGGAUGAGGGAGGGAUGAGUAACUUCCCAGACACUUAUCUCCAGGGCAGGGUGGCUUCCAGUGGCCAAGAGAAGCCUCCACAGACAGCACAGUUGUGAAUUCUCAGCAGCAGAGACAGCACCCUCAGUGGACUUGGGUGGACCAGCAGUAGCAUCUUCUAGAUGGCAGAGGGGUGAAUGGCAGGGCCAGGAACCAGGCUGCCCAGGUUCCCAUUCUGCUUAUGCCACUUCCACACUUUGUGUGGCUUUGGGUGAGCCUUCACCUUUUGGUGCCUUGGUUUCCUCAUGUGAAGAGCACCUACCUCCUAGAGCUGUUCUGAGAGUCAAAUGCGCAGACGUUUAUAAAGUGCUUUGCAAAGA
Messenger RNA from Callithrix jacchus (white-tufted-ear marmoset), 2171 nucleotides. It is a transcript of the gene OGFOD2, whose product is annotated as 2-oxoglutarate and iron dependent oxygenase domain containing 2. Gene Ontology annotation, molecular function: iron ion binding; oxidoreductase activity, acting on paired donors, with incorporation or reduction of molecular oxygen; L-ascorbic acid binding. The record is from RefSeq and is a predicted model, not a curated record. NCBI's taxonomy places the organism in Eukaryota, Metazoa, Chordata, Mammalia, Primates, Cebidae.